AUGACACCAGGUCGCCUCGGCGAGAGGCGCGUGCGACCGAAGGCGAGGGCUGUGUCGCUGAGAAUAAAUCAUAAGUGCCUUUCUGAUAUCAAGUUCGUGCUUCGUGGCAGUCUGUGGUGGAGGCCUGUAUUCAGAUAUGGACUCAAACUGGCUGAAAUGAUGAAGGACGGCAGCAAUCACAAAUUAAGACUUUCGCACAUAGAUCGCCAGUCGCUUUGGACCAACUACCUGGUGAGACAAGCCGUAGCAAAACAUAUGUAUAUAGGUCCGACCCGCAAACCGUUCGCUAAUAAAACUAUUCGACGCCAGCCCAUCGAAGGGAGACAAACGAGUCACAACGGGAACCUAUCUGAAAUUGCAGUUGUAAAUCAAACGGGCACCAAACGGGCGUGCGGGGGAACGAUUAGACUCUUCACGAGGCGCAAUAAAAAUGUCCUAACGCUUGCCGGGUUAAACAAUGGAUCGCAGUUAAACGGAGCGGUGAUACGCGUUAUAACUAUGAUUGCGCAC
Messenger RNA from Iphiclides podalirius (scarce swallowtail), 510 nucleotides. The record is from the annotation of a GenBank genome assembly. Lineage: Eukaryota; Metazoa; Arthropoda; Insecta; Lepidoptera; Papilionidae.